AUAUUGUUAUGUUCCUAAUCAAUAUUUUUUCAAUAAUCGGCACUCGGCUGACAAUAAUUUUCGUAACUUCUAUUGAGAACUCAAUUUAGUGCACAACGAGUGCACUCUAGAUGAGCAUUCGCACCCUGCCAAGGGUCGAUCGUGACUGCGGCGCACGUGCGUUGCCAGUAGAUAGCUGCUGCUGCCGUCGCUGUCAUCGAUCCGCCGUUAUCGAUUGGUCAGUUCCAUUAUCAUUUUCCCCUUCCGCUUAUACUAUUGUUUAUCAACACGAGUUUGAAAUUCGAUAACACUGAACCCGGUAAAAAUUAAUCAAUACGCUAUGAACGACUACAAUAAUAAUUAAUCGCUGCGGAACUUUACAAUGAUUUCCUGCCUUUGUUCGUUGGCAAUUCGUCGGGAAAAUCUUGUUAUGUACGGAUAAUGAUUUGACUGUUUGUCAUUAUGCUGCCCGAGGUGGACGGUAUAGAACAGUUAUACAAGCGAUUUUUCCAGGAAGCCCAAGAAUUUCCCAAGAAACAAAAUGUUAAGAAGAAUUGUCAAAAAGUCCAAAAAGGAUCAAAGCUCUACAAGCAGGAUGGCGGUUGGACUAUGUACGUUUCAGGAAAUGCUUCCUCCUUUGCAGUGCUAUCAGCUGCUCGAUAUGCAGUAUUUGAUAGGCAUGCCAAAAAAGCUGACGAAGCAUACUGGAACUCUUCAUCAGCUCCAAUAUGUCUUAAAACUCUUAGCCGAGUGUUACAAGCUUCCAACAAUGUCCAGUCAAUUUCAUCUGGAGAAAUUUUCAUUCCUAAGGUUGUUGGUAUUGGGUUACGUAGUGUGUUUGAACUUAUCAAAGAAAGUAGAGUAUCUUCUCCUGACAUAUGUACUAAAGCUCUGAUGGCUCUAUUAGAUAUAAUUCAGUACCAAUCACCAGAAGCUUUAAAAGAUGAACCAUCAGAAGUUAUAGAUCCCUUAUAUGAACUUUUAUUGGACAUGGCAACUGGAAAUUAUGAGAAUGGUACUUAUGAUUUUAAAGCUGUUUCCUGUUCUUGUCUUAUAAGUUUAGUAAUAGUUAGAGGAGAUACUGGUAAAAUACUCAAUACUUUGGCAACAUUAAUAAUGUGUCCAUACAAUGCAUCUCCUACAAAAAUAAUUUUACCAAAAGUUCUAACUAGUUUGCAAAAAUGUAUUAGAGUUCUUACACAUGGCGAUUAUGAAACACCUGAUUGGAUGUCCAAUGGAGUACCAAAAUCAUCAGAAAUCGUAACACUAAAUUUAAAUUAUCUGAAAAAUAUUAAAGGAAUGGCAUGUGAUGGAGAUUAUUUAUAUACAUACUCAGAUUAUGGUUUUCAUAAAAUUGGUACUGGUUUUGGUGGUACCGUUAGUGGACAUCCAUACAUUAAGGUAGCUCGUCCAUCAAAUCUUCCAUUACAUUCUAAUGAUAUUUGUCUUGGAUUCUAUCAAAAAAUGUUGUACUUGAAAGUUUAUAAUGUUAACCAAACUACCAAUCAAGAAAUUGAGUUUUUAGAUAAGGAUUCAUUUAAAAAGUUAGGACGAGUUCAACUGGAUACUUCAGUCAUAUUGGAUGCGUCUUGUAAGCCUGUAUUUAAUGAUAAAGACAGAUUGUGUUUCCUUGAUCAAUCUGCUAACAAUUAUGUGAUUAAGAGUAUUGAUCCAAGUACUGGAAAACUUGUUAAUGAAGUUCCUCUUGUAUUAAGUCGCCGUAAUGUUCGUAUUUAUGGCGUUUCUGAGUUAUGGGAUUCUAUUACAGCAGAAAGUGCUAUUAACAAUGCUACUGACGAAGAAGUAUGUUCUGUUACUGCAUUAAAAGAUAGUUUUAUCAUAUCAGUUAAGUCUGGAAAAGCAUUGCAAUGGUCAAAGCCUAGUGGACAAAAUGCUAUGAAUUUUUAUUGUUCUACAUGGUCGGAAUUAAGUCUGCCUAAUCCAUGUAAAAUCAUUAAAGUAGCAGCUGGUCAUGAUGGCUUGCACUGUGUGUUGCUUUGUAACACUGGAUCAGCUUAUUUUAUUGGAGUAUCUCGACGUGGUGAAGAUUGUGAUCAUGGAAAGUAUAGAAAGCAACCUAGAGUACUGAAGCCAAAAAGAAUAACUAAAAUAGAUGGGCAGUUCAUAGUAGAUGUAGCUUGUAAUAAUGGUACAACCGCAUUAGUGACUAAAGAUGGUCUUUUGUAUAUGUUUGGAAAAGAUGAUACUUAUUGUGAUAUACAUACUGGGCUUGUCAAGGAUUUAAAAAAUGUUAAAAUAGUUAAAAUAGCUUUAGGCAAAGCACAUGCAAUUGCCUUGAGUGCUAAAGGACAUGUUUAUAGUUUUGGAAUUAAUAACAAAGGGCAAUGUGGACGUGAUAUAUAUGCUCCUCAAAUUAAUAAAAAUAAUUAUUCAGAAGUAACCAAUAUUGAACCAGUUAGCCAAAAUAGUGUUGCUAAUGAACAGGGUACAAUUGAUGAUGACUGCGAUGAAAAUAAACCUAGGGAAGAUAUUUGUAAACCAGGAAAACACAAUUGGAAACAUUCAGUUUGCAUGAUUUGUACUGUAUGUGGUGAAUGUACAGGGUAUAGCAUCAGUUGUUUGAGUAGUAUACGAUCAAAUCGAAAAUCUGGCCAGGAGUGUGGUUGUGGUGAAGGAGAUGCUGGAUGCACUAUUUGUGGUUGCUGUCGUAUAUGUGCUCAAGAAGUUGAAGAUAAUUCUGAAUUAGCAAUACUUGGACCAAAUGGUGCUGGUGAUAUUGCAGGAAUGAUGAGACUUGAUGUUAUAUUUGGUAUUGGAGAUAAAGUAAAAACUCAUCAAGAAGCAAGUCUUGAAGAUCACUUAAAAAAACGAUUGAAUAAACGUGAGCAACGACAAAAACUCCAUUUGGUACAAUCAGAUUUGUCUAGAGAUACAGAUAUUGAUAGUAAUUUACAAAUUGCUAAUAAUACUAACAUUCAUUUUCAAUCUCAUAAUAGUAUAAUAGCACGAAGUUUUAUUGAUGAUACAAUUAAUAAUCCAGGAAGCGAUAUAGAAAGAGAUACCACUAGAAUGACUAUUUUACCUCCAGCUCGAAUAUUUUUACCAACUGACUGUCCAGUUGUUCAAAUUAGUUGUGGUUUACAUCAUUCAGUACUACUAUUGAGUAAUGGGAAAGUAAUAACAUUUGGCAGUAAUUCUAAUGGUCAACUUGGUUGUAGUUUAUCACUUAGUAGAAAAGGUCCAACAAUAUUAAAAAUACCUCGUUUAAAACAUCCAAUCAUUAGUGUAUCAGCUGGAAGUAACCAUACUGCAUUAGUUUCAAAGGAUGGAAAACUUUAUACAUUUGGCAGUUAUUUGAAAAGUCAACUUGGUCGUGAUAGCGGUUGUAAUAGUGUACCAUUGAGUGUAGAAGAUAUUAAUCCACCUCAUACUAGAAGGGCAAAAGAAGUAAUGUGUUGUGGUGAUCAAACAAUUGUUAAAGUUGACGAAGCAUUAAUUAAUAGUAAAAUUUUAUCUAUUGCUGCCAAUAAUGAUACAAUUUUGGUGAUGACUUCAAAUAAAUGCUUAGCUAUUAAUAAACAGGAUGGCACUUGUAAUAGUUAUUCAGGAAAUAGUCAAGUACAAUUUGAUGAAAAACAUACUGGAAUGUGGUGCUUUGAUUUGUUGUACAAUAACUUAUGGCAUAUUAUUGAUAAAAGUGAAAAAGUUGUUGUUACAUGUUACAAUGUAAAUAGUGCUUGUAAGAAACAUUAUGAUAGCUGUUCCUUAUUGAGUUAUGAACUGGCUUUACCACCAACUGCCGGGAUUUCAGUUUCUCGACUACAAGUUUUAGUAAAUUUUUUAACUUGCAUGGAUAUCUUAGCACAAAAUUUGUCUAUGUUUCCUAUUGGUAUAGCAUCAUCACAAAGUAACAUACCUAUUGCAACAAAUGUGGUAGAAACUAAAAAAGAAUUUUUACAUAUCAAUCGAUUUGCCAGUUUGGGAGGUGGAUGGGGUUAUUCUGGACAUUCAGUUGAGGCUAUUCGAUUUUCAACUGAUUGUAAUAUUUUAUUGGUAGGAUUUGGUUUAUUUGGUGGAAGAGGAGAGUACACAGUUAAACUUAAGCUUUAUGAUAUUGGUUUGGAUGGUGGUGAUCAAGAGUAUGAUGGUGAACUGAUGGCAGAAACUGAUGUACUUACUUAUGAAUGUGCCCCUAGACAAAAGCAUCCCAUCUUGUUCGAUGAACCUAUUGCUCUUUAUGCGAAUCGAUGGUAUGUGGCAUGUGCUAGAAUAACUGGUCCAUCAAGUGAUUGUGGUUCUAGUGGCAUGUGUAGUGUCACAAGUGAUGAACAAAUAACAUUUACAUUCAAAUCGUCUCGAAAAUCAAAUAAUGGUACAGACAUAAAUGCUGGACAAAUACCUGAAAUAUUAUAUAGAACUGUUAUUCCUGAUUCACAGUCAAUUUCAACUAUACAUACAUCAAAUAAUGAUAUUCACAUACUAAGUGAUGCUUUUUCUCAUACAGUAAACAAGGAUUGUUUUAAUGCUUUGAUAAUGUUACUCCGUUGGUCAUGGACAACAAUUAAUAAAAACAUAUCAGAUAUAUGUCUUCCAUACUCGCAACAAAAUUUUUACAUGGAUUUAUCUAAAAAAGAUACUACAUCUAUUUGUGAACUCAAACGAUUGAUGUUUAUUAGUCAAUCUUGUUUCCAUUUGCUUCGUUCUUACAUUCAUGAGAUAUAUCCUGAUGAAGUUGAUAAAAUCAAACUACCUGAAACUGAAGUACUUGCAAAUUGCAUUGUUGAAGUCCGUCAACUUUUACAAAAAAUACUAUCAGAUGUCCGUCCUCAUGAAAUUUUAAAGAAUGUUGAUAAAAUAUUCAUUGAUAAUACAGGUACUGAAGUUGUAAAAAUAAUGAAGUGCAUUAAGUGGUUAAAUCAAAUUUUGAAUGAAUGUCAUAUGACAUUUGUUUCUUGUUACCAUGCGUUUUACCCUACACCUCAUUUGAAGUUGUAUUUCCUGUGGGAAUUGCUGAUAGACAAGAAAAAUAUUGAUCAUAAAAAUAAACUACUCACAGCUGUAGUGGCUGCACUUUGUAAUACGACAUUUCGACUUCGUGAACUUAUGCCAAUAUUGAAAACAACACAAAUAAAUGAUAAAUCUGGAACAUCAGAUCAAGAUCACCAAUUUUACUACCCUAUAUUGAUUAAUGCUAUUACAUCGGCAGGCCAUAAUAACUUAAAAAGUGAACCAAAUUGGGACAUAUUACUUUCCCAUCUUUUAGAUAUAAUAGUUUUACCUGUUCGAAAUGCAAUACUUAACAGUAAAACUCCUGAUAAUGAUUUGAAAUCUCUUUCCACUAACUGUUCACAUCUUGUCGCAAGGGUUGUUGCUGAACUAUCUUCACAAGCUACUUUGUCUGAAGAUGGAUCGGAAAUAGUUAACGAAAGAGAAAUAUUGUUAACUACUCCUUCUAGAUUUGCUAAAAUAAAUCAAACAAAAACAUGGAAUGCUGGAAAUGGUUCUCCCGAUGCGAUUUGUUUUUGGGUUGAUCGUGGUGGAAUCGCUAUUGCAGGUUGUGGUGUGUUUGCAGGCAUUGGAAAUUAUGAAUAUGAGCUUGAAUUAUUGGUAGAAAAAAAUCAACUAGAAUUUGAUGAACCUCAUGGAAAUCGAUGGAAAAGUUUGAUUGUAACUAGAGGAUCAUUUGGGCCAGAUGAUAGUGCAUUAAAUUAUGUAGCAGACUUAAAAUUUGAUCAUCCAAUACGAAUAAAGGAAAGAGUAAAAUAUGCGAUUCGUCUUAGAAACUAUGGUGGUCGAACUAAUAAUGGUGAUAUGGGGUUAAGUUGUGUGAAAGGACACGAUAAUACGCUUUUUUCAUUUAAUACAUGUUCAUUAAGCUUAAAUGGAACCACUCAGUCACGAGGUCAAAUACCGUAUUUAUUGUAUUAUAGUAACAGUCACGAUAAGAAUUGUGAUUUUGAAAGAAAAGUAUGUAAUAAAAUCAAAGCUCGAGAGAGUACACUGACAUUAUUGACAACAGUAGUGGCAAAAUCAUUGGAAUUAAUAAAUUUGGGAGCUGAAAAAAUAAAAAAAGAUCCUUUUGUGUAUAAAUAUUUGGGUGAAUCGGCUAUUGUUAAUGUAUUACUACCAUUAGUGUUGGCUCAUAUCGGUCCACUUACAUCUUUUUCUAAAGACGCAAAGAGUGCUAUUCAUGUUUUGGAGCUCAUAAACAAGUUGUUACCAGCAGUGACGUCCAUUAAUUUGUACUCCGCUAAUAAAUUAGACGUAAUGCACAAAAUGCUAAGUGAUAAAUUGGAUGGGGCAAAACAGUUGGGAAAACUUAAAUCAUCCAAAACUGAAAUCAGAGAUUCCAAAUGCAUGACAACGUCCCAUCAUUAUGCGUGGGUUGAAAGUGAUCAUCCAUAUAAAGCUGCAACCGUGUCUAAUUACAAAGUUACAUUUCCAAAAGAUGUCAAAUGGUUAUGUCUUGAGUUUGAUCCUCGAAGUUGUACAGCACAGAUUGAAGAUUCGUUACAACUUUACAUUCCGAACUAUCGAGAUUUUUCCGAUGAUGAUAAUAAACACGUAAUCUCUACACCAUACAUACCGGUUUUGAAAAAAUUUAGUAAUGAUCCAAUGGAAUGGCCAUUUGCUGCAGUAAUGUUACCCGGUAACGAAGUCAUGUUUUCACUGGAAACUGCAUCAGAUUAUCUGAAAAAUGAUCGGAUAUCUCGAUUUGGCUUUCGUUGUUUGGUUAUUGGAUAUGAGGUAGAAGAGCUAAGUAAAUAUCAAGCACUUGGUUAUGGCCUGGUUCAUUUGGAGACUGAACUAUCCUUCCUCGGAGGGAUGUGUGUAUCGACACUUCUGAAAUGUGAUAUUAUUUUGCCUAGUGAUGAUUCGGCGCACUUCUUGGAACAAGAUUCAGUAUCGGCUGCUGACCUGGUAUACACUAAGCAUUCGGGAUUGUUAAAAAAAGGAUUUGCUCUAGCGCCAUUUCUGAAUAUUCAGCAGGUGAUGGACGGCGUUUUGCCAUUAAGCGUGGACGGAAACGAAAACCGUUUUCUCAGAGAAUUCGUGGGAUGCGCACCGCACUCGGCCGGUUGCAGGCUGGCCAGAUGGCUUCAGCCCGAGUCCGUCGUUGAACCGGAUUCAUGCGAGCUGUCGCUGUCCACGACCGAGGUGCGAUGCGGGUGGCCGGCCAAAUUCACCGUCCGCACUCGCGACCAGUACGGUAACCUGGUUCAGUCCAACGGGUUAAAGGUGGAGUUAUUUACACAAUCUAACUGUAAAUCCAAAUCGAAUCCGUAUGUGGAUAAGUGUGCGGUCGGCACGGUAGACGAUAAAUAUUUUGGCGGACAUCCAGUGCCGAAAACAUAUGUACCGUAUGAGGCGGUCAUCAAGGAAAAAUUCAGAUAUCAGACCAUUACAUUCAUGAAACAUUAUGAAAACUAUUCGUUUGAAGAACUACGUUUGGCGUCGCCGUCGGUUAAAGGUGACUCGGAGAAGCUCUCAAUGGAAGCCCAGGGCAAUGGUACGUACACUGUGUACUGGACUCCAGUGGCCACUGGAUAUUACGAUGUCAAAGUGGAAGUAGACGGAUAUCCGUUGACGAAACAGACGAAACACAUCAACGUAAAAGAAGCACCUUUCAAUGGCGUCAAACCUCCGGAUCGUGGACUGACGUCGUCGUCGCCAGCAGCAAAACUGUUGCAACACGUAGGCAAGUGCAGCGCUGGAUUGCGCAUUCGAACGCACCCGUCGCUUCAGUCAGAGCAAAUAGGGUGCAUCCCCGUCAAAGAAAUUAUCGGAUAUACAGACGAGAUAAGCAACGACGAUGGCGAUUGGGUCCUGUUGAACGCGGAGUCGGUAAAACGGUACUGCCAGCAGAGCGUGCCCUAUAUCGAAGCGUGGUGCAUGAAGGUGAACAAAUAUUUGAACGGCGAACAGUUUCUGGUGCCGGUCAACGGAAAAAAUGAAUCACACCCGCGCGCCGCCGCGCCCAACGAAGAGAAAUAUGUCGCUGCGAUACCCGCCGCUAGUGUCCCGAAACUCAGUAGAGAAACGCCGAAGUCUUCUCCAUCUCCACCACCGGUUCAGCCGUCACAGCCUCAACUGCAUGCCGCACCGUCGGACAAUGCGGCGGGACCGGUCGUCAAGUACCGGGUAGUGGUGUGCGGCGCUUCGGGGCACAACAUUCGAAACCAGCCGACCUUCAAGGCCACACCCGUGGGAAUGCUGGUCCAGGGUAACGUCGUGUCCGCCGUGGACCAGGUGACCAACGGCGAGGGCGUGUGGAUCAAACUGUCCGACGAGUCCGCGAUAGCGCACUGCGGCUUGUCAUGCGCAACAGCCUGGUCGCUGGCCGUCGACACGUCGCACGUCGUGUACUUGAAACAGGAAAACGAUCACAAGAUCGAGAAGCAAGAAGAGUGUUUGGUACAGAGGGUGGAUAACGAGCUUGCGAGAGAUCCAAAAUUAACCAAUUGCAGAAGUAACGCCAACGUAAAACAACAACGUUUCAGCACGAGCUCUUACGUGAUCGAGCAGUUACACAUGGACGAUAACGAGAUCAAAAUCGAGAAAUUGGAAAAACAGUUUUCGCCAAAGCGGAAAAAGGACAUGCAUGCGAUAGAAGGACUGAACGCUAAUCCUUUGCCGGUUCCGUACAAUCGGUCUAAGCCAGAGACUAGGCUAAACAACGGUAAUAUGGUUGUGAUGCCACCAAGUAGUCCACGCAAGGCACCCCUCAAUAAAAUUUACAGCGUGGAAAAAACAAAGCAGCACCACAAAAACGCACCAAAAAAUGACACGGCGGGUCUCAGGAGAACAACGUACAACCAUUCACUAUCGGCGUCCAGUGACACCACGGCACCUCCGACCACUAGUUCGUCAUCGGUUGACACCCAUCUGACUUCGAGUUUGUCCACAUCUGCGGAGAGUUCGGCACCCGACCAACAGGAUUGUUUGACAAAGUUUGAAAUUUUCGCUGGUGUAGCACAAGCAGCUACGCAAACAACGCCUGAAAAUGAGAGAGUCAGUUUUGUGCCAAACAGUAAACCGAAAACCAAAAUGCCAUCUAAAAAUCAAUCAAGUUCAAAGAACGGACUGAAAACUGAAUCAGUCUCUUCUACCGAGUCCAAAUAUAAUCAACCGGAAGUCAUCUUACAGGAACCUAAGCAAACAGUAAAAUUAGCGUUAAGUCCGUCGAUGGCAGAGAGUUUGCGAGCUGUGUUCGCCGCGUUUUUGUGGCACGAAGGAAUCGUACACGAUGCCAUGACGUGCGCGUCGUUUUUGAAAUUCUACCCGAGUCUUCCCAAAAAAGGCGCAGUGGUCACAAAGAGGAUGAACGAGAGGAACAAGGAUCGCGGUCUGCAGAGGCAUUCGGUGGAAGUGACGACCGGCGCGGUCGGAUACCGGCACAUCCGACCGAACGAAGUGAACCGGCCGAAAGCGAUGCCGUCCGAGGGCGCGAUCACCGAGGAGAGCAUGACCAGCUCCGGUAACUCGGAAACCGCCGAGAACCACGGGCAACCGGAAACGACGACGACUGCCGCCGGCGGAACGACGACCGUGAACUUUUUGCCGCCAGCGCUCAACUGCAUGGUGCGCUUGUGGGACGUGAUCUCCGCCGACAUGCUUCAGAUAUUCACGGCGGUGAACGGAACGCGGGAAUCGUCCUCGGAACGGUCGGCCGGCGGCGGAGGGGAAGCGGCCAGGUCCGGCGGCGACGGCAAAGCGGCCGUGGCCGGGGUCGCGUCCGCGAACGAGCACAACGAGUGGAUAUUCCGGCGGCUGAUGCCCGACCACCAGCAGAAGGAGCCGAUGUUGUGCGAGCUGUGCGGCGACGUGUUCGGCAUGCCCGUGUCCUACCACAUGCUGACCACGCACCCGGGCUGCGGCCACAGCAGCGGCGGCCGCGGGUACACCAGCAACGGCGUGUACAAGACCGGGUGGUCGGGCGCGUGCGGCGAGGGCGGCAUCGCGUGGUACCUGAUGUGCGAGCCGUGCCGCGGCAGCUACAUGAAGCGCGCCGCCGAGUCCGUGGUGCCCGUCCGGUCCGGUCCGGUCCCGGAAAACGGCCGCGGCCGCGCGCCGCGCGGCCGACUGCAAGCCGCCGCACGGUGAGUCCCGUUGACGAUCGCCGACCAUCUUUCUUCUUUCUCGGGUCGCCACGACCAUCCCCCCCUCCCCCCCCCGUCUCACAACCGAUUCUCCAGCCGUCCCUAUCCAUCGCCAAAUCUUUCCGGGUUGAACUGCAACGAAGAGCUGGUGGACAACCUGCACGUGACCUUCAAGGAGAACGCUAUGUUCCUGUUGGACUUGGCUAGCACCAGUGGCGGUAGGUUAGCCGAUCACGACACGUCUUUGAACUCCGGCCCGUGGACCGUUGGCGAGUUCAAAUGUUUAGGUAACCUGGAAGUUUCUGGUAAACAGCUGUCGGACACUAACGAUGACGUUUUACUUCGACUACAAGAUUGUUCUGUUGGAGUAUCGUCCCAGGACCAAGACGUUGUGGACGGAACUGUAAGUCGUAGCUUUCAUCGUUCGGUUUCGAUGGACAUCGAGAAAUCCCCGCUGAGCCGACAAGACAUAAUUAAUCGCCGAAAACGAAUCAACAGCACCAUCGAAUCAGACAAUGGACUAUCACUCAUGUGCAUGCCGUCCGCGGCCUUACAGGCACUCGUCCCUAGUGUUGACAACACAAUGAUGGUUGAUUGCUCUGUCGAUGGUGUAGUUAGUAACGAAAUAUCAAAGAUAAAUGUUUUCAACAGACCGUCGAUGGCGUUUAUCGUCGAAGCACACAAUUUGGCCGAUCUGAAAUGGGCCAUGAAACAAGCUGUACGGAAAGCUGCCUGUCGUAGUUAUGCUCUACAAGCUCUCAAUUGGUUACUACACGAAGUGUCACAAGCAUCGUGUUUGCACGAUCUGCUGUGGUGGUUCGUGAUUGCCUUGUCGGCCGAGGUCCGCACAGUUGACGGUUCCAACGACUCCACCGAUCCCAGGUGCCGACAUCCAUUAAGUGACUUAUACCUGGCUGGUGACUCCGUCAAUCCUUUGCCUCAAGUGUUUUAUCAGUUCUUGCAAACCGUCUCCGACCUAAUGCUUUACUUACCCCCUGGGUCUGCCCUCCAGAUGAUGGCCGUUCGCUGUUGGGACAUUAAUUUCACACCGGUCGAUCACAUGUUUUUGCACAGGAGCAAAGUAUUCAGCAACAUAAGCAAGAUUUUGUCGCACAGCGAGGAAUAUCAAGAUGUGUGUGAAGAUGCGCAACAAGGAGUUACAGAGUUCGAGAAUUACGUCGUAUCUUCGCUUAAAGACAUUACCGGUAGCAUCGAAAUCACGGCGUCUAGUCGACCGGCAAUGGUGUCGAAUUUAACAGAUCAAACGACCGAAACGUUUUGGGAAUCGAGUGAAGAUGACAAAAACAAAUUUAAAACCAUAACAAUACAAUGCACUCGUUCGUAUGAAACACCAAAGGCUCUUUACGUUCAUUUUGACAACUGUCGUGAUUUAAACAAUAAAGUGUCUAUGGUCGUGUUUUCCUCUGGUCGGACGACCGAACAACUGAACAAAAUACAAACGAUCGACGUCGAAAACCGUUUCAGCGGUUGGCUCGGAGUUUUUAUUAAUGACGAUACUCACAAAGUACUUUGUGUCGAAAUACGAAGCUCAGACACGUCUGUGCGCGUGAGACAAAUCAAACUCCUCGGCAUUGUGUCCGGAGAGUCUCUAGCGCACGGUCGCCAGUAUAGUUAUUCUACCAUUCAGCACCGACAAUGCGAAAACGAAACUCUGAAAGUUUUCCGAUCGAUUACUUUUCAGGUUUUCGGAAAGUUGAUACAAGGUAAACUGACUUCGAUGGACUCCAGUGUCGAAGAAAGUAAAGAUCUAAAAGAGCACAUGGUCGGAAUUUUGUUCAGUCAGAACAAAUUGACGCAUUUGCAAAAACAAGUGUGCACUCAUAUUGUAGACGCCAUACGGAAGGAAGCGAUCAUAAUGCGCGAAGAAUGGGAGAAGUCUGUGGGCAAAAACGAUAACACGUCCAAUAACGGUACGGUCACGCCGACCGAUUCGUAUUGUUUCGAAAUGCUUUCGAUGGUAUCGGCUCUCAGCGGGAGCGACGUCGGCAGGUCUUAUUUAGCCGACCAACACGAUCUGCUGUCGAACCUGUUGAGUUUAUUGCAUACCGGCAGCGCCCGAGUUCAAAGACAAGUCACGCUUUUGCUCAAACGUGUGCUGCCCGAAGUGUCUCCCAGCGCGUUGGCUUCGUUGACCGGCGCUCGACUUCCGCCCACCGGGUUUUCCAUAGCCAGCCCACAGUCCGAAGGCCACAAGGUUGGACUUCUGGACAAUUUCCUAAGCAUUAUCGCAAAAUCGUUAAUACUGCAAGUCAAAGUGAAGGGUACAAAUGGCAGUAAGGUCGUCAAUUCGUUAAAAUUGCAAGACGUAGAAUAUACCGGCGAUCAUUCGUGGUGGUAUUUAAAAGGAACAUCUUCCAGAAAAUUGGCCGAUGACAUCAUACAGAUAUUGUGGGACAUGUCGAAUGGCAAGUUAGGAGGAAACAAAAACUGGAUUGACACGACCAGAGCAGCGAUCGCGGAAAACAUAUUGAACUUGACCAGACUGAGCAAAGAACAGAGAACGAUGGACUCGUGCAUCAACAAUCCGGUCUUAUGGCUAGCGCUGGCAUCACACUGCGUAUUGCAUCCGGAACACGCGGAAAGAUUGUCGUCCGGUCAAUGGUUGAAACCAGAGAAUUCGAAGCCCGCGCCGCCCAGACCCUUAUGUACGAAUCACGACGAUGGUGAGACCGCUGCUGCUAUCCAGUGUCUCACGUGUGGAAAUCUUUGUGUCGACUGCGACAGGAUUCUGCAUUUGCAUCGGAAGACCAAACACCACCAGAGACAAGUGUGCAAAGAAGAAGAAGAAGCCAUCAAAGUGGAUUUGCACGAAGGUUGCGGACGAACCAAGUUGUUUUGGUUACUCGCACUCGCCGACAAAGCCACGUUGCAGGCACUGGUCGAAUUCCGUGACACCGCGUCGAGCUCGACCGAUCUGUCUGUGCCAGUGGCCCGGACCAACGUUCAGCUCGCCAGGGUUGGAGUGUGCCGAUAUUGCGGUACGGUGAGCAACGAUGGAUUGCUUGCGAUCGGAAACGUCUGCGCCAACGACGAAUGUCAGUUGCACGCGCAAAACGGCUGUCAAAAAGUAUUAAAAUGUGGUCAUCUAUGCGGUGGAAUUAAAAACGAAACGAAAUGUCUGCCUUGUCUACACGGGUGUGCCAACAACGAGAAUUCGUCUUUAAAACAAGAUGCCGAUGAUAUGUGCAUGAUUUGUUUCACGGAUGCUCUGUCCGCAGCUCCAUCCAUUCAGCUCAUUUGUGGACACGUGUACCAUUAUCAAUGUUGCAAAAGAGUAUUAAUCAACAAAUGGCCAGGACCGCGUAUCACUUUCGGAUUUCAACAAUGUCCUAUUUGCAAGAUUCCCAUUGAACACGCGUGUCUGGCUGACGUUUUGGACCCGAUCAGAGAAUUGAUGGUCGACGUGAAGCGAAAGGCCCUGAUGCGUUUAGAGUACGAGGGUGACUGCACCAUGAAGAACGAUCAUGCAGCCGCGUAUGCUAUGGAGAAGUACGCGUACUACGUGUGUUUCAAGUGCAAAAAAGCCUAUUACGGAGGCGAGGCUCGAUGCGAGCUGGACGUGGGCGGCACCGAUUACGACCCGACCGAACUGGUGUGCGGCGGGUGCAGCGACGUGGCCCGCGCCCAGAUGUGCCCUAAACACGGCACCGAUCUGCUGGAGUACAAGUGCCGAUACUGCUGUUCCGUGGCCGUUUUCUUUUGUUUCGGCACGACGCACUUCUGUAACGCUUGCCAUGACGACUUUCAGCGUGUCACCAACUUAUUGCCCAGCGAACUUCCGCCAUGCCCUGCAGGACCGAGAGCGACGGCUUUGAACGUAGACGAAUGUCCGCUGCACGUUAAACAUCCUGCAACCGGCGAGGAAUUUGCUUUGGGGUGCGGUGUGUGCCGGAACGCACACACGUUCUGAGGAAGACCGUUCGUCAAACACCAUAACAACAAUAUUAUUAUCAAACAUCAUGUAAAAUACGAUGUUGUACAGAAAACAUCAGUUUACUAAAAGGCUCUGCACGGUUCUUUCCGUGUUUGUGAAAUUUUCGUCCACUAGAAAAAAAAAUAUAAAAUAAAAGUCUCAAAAGUCCCUAGUGGCCAAAAUCUUUCACUACCAUCUUCUAUUUUACAGAGCGAGGGUAACGGAUCGAUGAGGAUAAGUGUGUUUAUAUUUUUUUUAGUAAUGCUUAAUAAUUUCAAUCUCUUAUCAAACGCAAAUUAAAUUCUCAGAUAUCUUAAACAAAUGUCUGGAAAAUAAAAAUAAAAUAAAAUCUUAUAUCUAUACUCGUAUAUAUAUAAAUUAUAUAAAAAAAAUAAUGUUUGUUUACAAAAUAUUUAGUCUUUGCUCGUAAUAAUUUUUUUGUUUUAUAAAAAUAUUUCCAUCGUGGCAAUAUAGCAAUACGAGUGACAUUACCACGAUCGAAUAUAGUCGAGUAUGACUGAUUGAAAUUACAAACGCCACACUUGAAAAAUAUCCAUAUCUGGAAAUUCUACCCUAAUCGAUCCGUCCAAUUCGCUAGCUAUCUCUUUAACCAAUUGUUUCCACAUUGUAAAUGUUGAGGACUUUGUAAAGCUCUUCAAUCGUGCAUUAUAUAACAAUGUAUUGUAUGUCAUAAGUUAUAUAUUUUUUUUUUUUUUGUCAAUGUGCAAUCCAAAAACUUGUCGAUCCUAGGCGAGAUGAAUAGGUAGUUUAAUCAAUUCAUCAUAUCGCACAUCCAUAUCAAAACAGUAACAACUCAAAAAGUUGGUUUUUUUAGUUAAACGUAUAUUCGAAUUCUACAAACGAAAUUACAUAAAUCAACAAAACAAGUUUAUCUUUAUCUUUAAUAUUCUCCGUCAGAUUGCAAUGUAAGUACAUUUUAUUGAAUGAACGAUACCAAAGUACCACCAACAAAACCGACAUUCCUGAAAAAAGCUAUUUUUGAGUUGUUACUAUUUUGAUAUAGGUGUGCAAUAUAAGUCAAAGAUUUUUUUAUUAAAAAAUUACGUACUAAGAACUUUUACUGUUAGACUUACUAAAAAAUUGUGAUUUCUCAAAAUUUUGUUAUGUCAAACGUCAGGUAAACCGAUAACGUAUUUUUACUCUAAAAUGUUCGAACAAGAAUCUCAUACUAUUAUAAAAAUUCGAAGUCAAAUUUUAAAAAAUAUAAAUAGGUUUUUUUUUUAAUAUUUUACCAAACGUUUCAAUGGCUUUUCCUUCUAGAGCUAUAUGUGAACUAUAAAUUAUAUUGUUGUGUAGAGAUUUCUGUGUCGCAUAAAAUUGCAUAGCUCGUUUCACAAGUGGAUCAAUCGAAAACUGUUUUUGUUUACCGAUCUGAUUGAAAAAGCUCAUUCGCUUUUUAUCAAUACUCCUUAUUGCGCUCAAAUUGAUGUUCACCUACGCGGCCGGAACGUUCGAAUCUCAAGUUUUUCUAGUCAUUUUUUUUUCUCGUUUGUUACGUUUUGUUUGUGUUUAGAUAUUGAUAAAAUUAUUAUUAAUAGUUAUGCUAAAUUAAUUGAGAAUCGUUUUCGAUUCUGUUGUAGAUAUUAAUCUAAUUAUAAUGAUUUCGAUUGGACUUAAAAUGUGCCAAUGUUUCGAGCAAUAUAAUAUUAUAUAAAUUUGUAACGGUAUAAUAAUAAUUGCCAUUGAUUAUCACAGUAUACAUGUUGAAUUAUACACAUCAUAAUAACGAUCUCUUCUCAGAUCUGCUGUAUUAUUAUCGUGUACAAUGCACGCGGCUAGUCGAUUCUAAUAGAUUUAAUCGUACUUCGUGAGCAUAACAUAUUAAUGCAUACGUAUACAAUUAUUAUUAUUAUAUUACAAUACGAGUUUUUAAAUCGAUAGUGAAUGAAAAGUGCGAUUUUUAAGUUGUUUAAAUACCGAGGACUAAUCGUUCAAUAGUGCCUACCAUACGAUAUACGAAGUACAGACCGUGAAACGAAGAUGGAUGAAAUAUGAAUUAAUUAGCACAUUAAGUUGUUUUCGAGUUUUCAUCCUCGUGUAAUAUCGAUAAAUUUUUAAUCUAAUUAAUCAAUGGAACUGUUACAAAUAGAAGUGAUGAUUAUUCAUGUUAUAACUGUUGAUAUGUAAAUGGAAAACAUGUGUCAUUAUCUACUUUCUGAUCUCCACCAUUCUUACUUCGUUAGACCUUUUGAUAUGUUGUAUGCUGUCCUUUUUUUCCCCUUUGUUCUCCUUCAAUUUCAUUUCUGAUCAGGCCCAUUGUUGAAUUAGAUUGCGGACCAAUUAAGUUAAAAGGCCUCCGAUUUUUUCGGUCUUGAAAUAUGUUUGACUCUUAAUAUUAACUCUUUUGAUUUUUCGAUUAUAGUAAUUUUGUUCACAUUAAAUCCAUAAGUCCAUUUCGUACUCAAUCCGGAAAUGAUCGUACCAUAUAUUCGUAUAUGUAUGCUAUACGAAAUUCCGUACGUCAACGACAAUUUCAAAUUUUACAAUCAAACAGUAAACUUGAACGUUCGUACACCGAUCACAUCACAAUGCUCUUUAUGCACCUAUGUAUAAUAUUACGUUCAACCAAACUUGCGUGCAUCGCUGUAAACGUGGUAUAAAAUAUGUUUCAAUGUGUUCGUUUUCUUUCUCGUCUACCUUAAGGUUUUAAAAAAUAAUAUUUAUUCCACACCCACGCUGCAUACAGUAGAUGAAAAAAUAAUUAAUAAUAUUGUUUAAUAUAAUAAAGUUUUACUCGAACUUCGCUUAAUCGUAUAUGUAGAAAAUACGUCGUACACAUAGAUCUGAAUGCACUUAGGUGUUUUGUUAUACCCGUACGAGUCGUACAUGCCGAACGGAUACGUGAAAGAAGGGAAGGGGAUCGUCAAAUCAUAUUUUACCCGUUUUCAACCUUCUUCUAAUAUCUCCUCUCCGUGUUUUGUACUCUCUGUGGCGAACGAAGGUUUUGAACAGGAUUGUUCAUAAGCUGUAUAAUAAUACAACGUUUAAUAAUAACUAAAAUCUCUAUAAAAAUAUUUUAUUAUGCCAUUUACUUUUCGCGUGACAUUGUUUCGAAAAUACGUUAUUUAGGACAACAAAUGUAAAGC
Messenger RNA from Sipha flava (yellow sugarcane aphid), 17081 nucleotides. RefSeq names its product E3 ubiquitin-protein ligase highwire (gene hiw). Gene Ontology annotation, cellular component: nucleus. The record is from RefSeq and is a predicted model, not a curated record. NCBI's taxonomy places the organism in Eukaryota, Metazoa, Arthropoda, Insecta, Hemiptera, Aphididae.